GUAAUCUGAGAUCAAUAAACUCAAGAGUGGCUUUCAUCACGGGACGAAAUUCAUUCAGACUUACGCGACAGACAGAUUUCGAGUUUUGGUAUUCGGUUUCAUUACAUAGGACAGAGUCGACGUGCUUUCUGAUAGUGGUAGCAGCAAGGCAAUAAAAUCGAGAGCAAUAAUGUGUACAAAGUGACAUGACAAGUGAUCAUAAUAGAUAGAAAAGGAAGGCGGAUCUCUCAUUUCUAGUCGUGAAAGAAAGACAGCUCUCGGUUUGCAUAAACGUGUUUCGUAGAAAUGUCAAAUGCAUGAGUAACGAAAGGUUUCCGUAUCUAUGACUCCAUCCGUUCUUUUUUAUAGAAAUAUAUUUUGUGCUAGACAAAUUACUCGUGUGCUAUAGAACCGUCCUGGUAGACUUUUUCUCCUAAUGUCCUUUUGAGAAAUAUUUUAUUCGAUAUCAUUGUAAUGACGGAUAAUCAUUAGCCUAUGUGUGUCGCGUGUUAGUUAGUCACGUUUCUUUUCCUUCGUCACCCUUAUGUGAUUUUCUGCGUCUUUAAAUAACGAAAAUAAAAUGAGUUCCGUUUGGAAGCGAUUGCAAAGAGUGAACAAAAGAGCUGCCAAGUUCCAAUUUACGGUUUCGUAUCACGAGGUCACGCUCGAAACAACAUCAAAAUGGACCCCAAAUAAAUUAAGUGUGGUAUGGACAAGACGUAGUAGAAGAGUCAGUUCAGAACCUGUUGAAUGGGAACCAUGUCUGAGCGACCCUUUAAAAGGAAUAGUAAGUUGGGCUGUACCAGACAAUCAUACAGUUUCUGUGACGCUAUUCAAGGAUCCCAGAACUCAUGAAUUAGAAGACAAGGACUGGACGUUUGUCAUUGAAGAUGUUUCAACGACCGGUAAGAGGCGUCACGUAGCAGCCACAAAUAUCAAUAUGAAAAAAUUUGCAACGCUUGAAUCUAGUCAACAACAACUUAAGUUAGACUUGAAACCCACUUCGAAGAAAAUCGUUAGCGCAACUUUAGAAUGUACCUUAUCUUGUGUGUUCCUGAGGGAGGGCAAAGCAACGGAUGAAGAUAUGCAGAGUAUGGCCAGUUUGAUGUCAGUUAACAAUAACAGUGACAUUGCGCCAUUAGAUGAUUUUGAUAACGAGGACAUCCCCGAGGAUGUCGAAGAAGUGUCAGUCAAGAAUCUAGAUGAAAUUUUGGAGUUAUCCACUCAGUUAGACUUAUUAACUAGUAGUCUCACAGAAAGUGAAUUACCCAGUACUCCAAUAAGUGUGGCUAGUCUAUCAAAGGAUGAAACAACACCAGUAAACGAGAAUGAGAAUAUAUUACAAGAUAUUAGCAUGACUGGAAGCAUUAACGAGCCACCAACGGAAAAAUCUCCAGUAAAUGACGAAAUAGCCGCGGAAAACGAUAAAAACAUCGAGCACAGCAUUAUGAGAUUGCCUCUGCAACCAUUAGAGCUGAAGAAAAGUGGGAUGAAUGUUCCAAAAUUAAAGGAAACAACACCAGGUCAAGAUUUAUUGGAAUGGUGCAAAGAUGUGACCAAGGACUAUCCUGGUGUGAAAGUAACAAAUUUGACAACGUCGUGGCGUAACGGAAUGGCCUUCUGCGCGAUCAUUCAUCACUUUAGGCCCGACCUUAUUGACGUGGACGCGUUAUUGCCACAUGAUGUCAAAGGUAACUGCAAGAAGGCAUUCGAUGCUGGCGAAGCAUUGGGAAUUCCUAGGGUAAUAGAACCAGCUGAUAUGGAUGUUUUGACCGUACCUGACAAAUUAGCUGUGAUGACAUAUUUGUACCAAUUGCGAGCGCACUUUACGGGCCACGAGCUUGAGGUACAUCAGAUAGGCAAGACAACCGAUGAAUCUUCGUAUAUGAUCGGCCGUUUCAACACGGAUAAUAAUACCGACGUUAGUGUACAAUUGUUUGGACAAGAAAUCAUAAAUUUGCGUAACAAAGAGCAAACUGAGCAGCGAAACAAUAAGGUCGAAAGAAACAGACGAUCAAAUCCAUUUGAUACCAAGAAGGAAGAUAUUACUAUUGAUUCCUUAAAAAAUAAGUUACAUCUCAGUCUGAAUAUGGACAAUCAAGAUCACGAUCAGUCUAACAAAGAUCGAUCACCAUCUAGCGUCAAGGAUGUUAAAGAUAUUAUAUUCGCUAGUUCGAAGAGCAUCCUCGGCAAAGUUCUGUCACCGACCAAGGAAAAAUACGCUGCCAGAGAGAAGAGUAAAUCUCCGCCGCGGUCAGCGCCUGUACAGCAACGUCCAAUUCUCAUGACACGUCGACAACUUACUGAUCCAUUUGGAUCUGAUGACGAGGAUGAGAAUAUUCAAAUUGUCGAUGAUAAAUGGUCAAUUUCGAUGUCAAAAUCGCAAACAUCUAUUCGAGACGAUUCCGCGCAAUCGACUGACAGAGGAAGUCGCGGUAGUUCGGAAUGUCGUGGCACGUCGCCGUCGCACGGUGAUCAACGUUCGCAACAUCCAUUAGUAACGAGACACGAUGAGCUCAGAGAAAGAGCGAGACAACUUCUGGAACAAGCGAGGAAUCAAGCGAAACCUACCACAACCACAUCCGCUACAACCAGUCCGGUUGAGCCCCAGAAUGAAGACGACAGACAGCAGCAAUUACGUGAGAGAGCCAGACGUUUGAUAGCGGAAGCUAGGAUGGGAGUCAAUGGUCCUUCCGGUCAGCUCAGCGACGACAAUAACAGCGAUAGACGUUCGAUAGAUGAUCAGAAUAAUAGUCCAAGAAGGAGCGUGACUCCUUCUACUCCUGGCGACAGACUGAGUAUCAAAUCUGAGCACAACGGUAACGUAUUACCAAAUGCAAGCACAGCUGAAGCUGAUAAGAAAAGUGGAUCACCUUUAUACUCUUUCUCGAAGAUAAUUGAAAGGAUUUCGCCAGAGAGAAGCAGUCCCGACGGAAGCCCUUAUACUCUCAGAGGACUGGGCAAGGACAUGACAACGUAUAUACAAAACGAACUAGAAGCUCUUGAGAGGGAACAGAAUCAAAUAGAUAUACAGGCUGGUAAACUGGAAAAGGAAUUAAGAGCCGCCAUGGAAAGUGAUAACGAGGAGGAAACUGAAAGACUCAUGUCUCUUUGGUUUACGCUGGUAAAUAAGAAGAAUGCUUUACUGAGAAGGCAGAUGCAAUUAAACAUACUAGAAAAGGAAGAUGAUCUCGAGCGUCGUUUUGAACUACUUAAUCGUGAACUCAGAAGUAUACUGAACGUCGAAGAAUGGCAAAAAACAGCGGAGCAGAAAGUACGCGAGAAUUUACUGCUUGAAGAGUUAGUGUCCAUCGUUAAUAAGAGAGACGAGUUAGUGCAUCAUCUAGAUACUCAGGAAAGAGCUAUCGAGGAUGAUGAUGAGAUAGAACGAGACUUGUCGCGGGCUGGAUUAGCGCAAAGAAAUAAAAAUUGUGUCGUCCAAUGAAGCCUCUCAUCAAGGGUCUAAUUAUUAUCUCUCUAUCACAGGGACAUAUCCCGUCAUGCUGUGGAGUUGCCAAAGAAAAGGAGACAUAAUAAACAAGAAAGCGUUACUCUUUCAUGAAUGAUGGUAUUUAUGUAUCGAGAUUCACACGUUUGUAAUCUUAAAUUUGUACAGGUACAUGACUCUUCGAGUUGUGAAUUUUCCAACGACAAGUACUACGUAUAACACAAGGCCAGCCUUGAGACACAAUCACGAAUAGUCUACGUUCGAACGUUGACCGUUUCACGUUGAUUAACAGAGAACAUUCACUGAUUUUAUAUUUUAAAGGUUAGAAGUUGUCCGUCUCAUUUGGUUGAGCCUUUUUUUUCUAUCGAACAAAAAGCGAUAUUAGCUGAAAUUCAAGGUGUGCCGACAAUGGAUUGGCAUUGUAUUGGUGCGAGAAUUGAAUCCUGAUUUAAGAGGUAGUUUGCAUUUUCUAAUCUAGUAAGGAACUGAAACGUGCAAUUGGUUAUGUCCGCUAUUCGCUGAAAAUGUGAAAAGAUACCAAAAAAAAAAAGACAAAGAGGGAAUUAUAGAUCUCCAAAAUGUGUCGGUUAAAGAUGACAAGCGCUAAUAUGGUAUAUUAAAAUGAGAAAAAGAUGUUUCGAGUGUAGAUCAUAUGAUUAAGGAGAAAAAUGGUUGAAAGGAAGCAUGGAAGAAUUAUUCGAUGCAUCGUUAAAGAGGAUACUUGAAUAAUCCACAAUUCACUGCUUUGCAGUACGUCCUGAAUGGCAAUUUAAUAAUAGUAAUAUAUUACUGCGUUGAUUCGAAUAUAUUUAUUGAAUUCACUUUAUAGAAAAUAGGAAAAUUGUUGAUGCAAAUUGGAUGGGAUUGUAUUUCUUUCUCUUUUUCUUUCCUUGUCAAAGCGCUGUUUUCAUCGAUCGACACACGUACUCAGCACUGUGCCAUAAAAUAACCAAGUGUUUAAAGUUUUCUAUGAGAAUUAUGGUGUUCGCAUGCUAUGCUUUUGUUCUUUGUUCUAAACAGUAUAGUUUCUAAUAUACAUAUUAAUUUUAUAAAGUUUAAAGAAAGGGGUCGCCCAACUGUAAGGAUACUAUCGCCACUUCAUCCUGUAUCGAUAAGCAUCAACGUUAUUAGUUUCAUUGCCAGAUGUUAUUCAGAAUUUCUUAGUCAGAGAAUCAUGAUUGCGAUACUUCAAAAAAAUGAUUUUAAAUUAUUAUCAGGAAACGUACGGGUGGCCCAGAUGUGAUUUACAAUCGAGGCCGUUAUACGAUACUACUAUGUUUUACUUAAGUCACUGAUUAAAUACUGAUCACAAAAGUUAUAAAAAAAAAAAUGAUCCCA
Molecule: messenger RNA, 4765 nt
Organism: Cephus cinctus (wheat stem sawfly)
Lineage: Eukaryota; Metazoa; Arthropoda; Insecta; Hymenoptera; Cephidae
Gene: Ehbp1
Product: EH domain-binding protein 1
Exons: 18
Coding region: 560-3424 (954 amino acids)
Molecular function (GO): protein binding
Source: RefSeq, a predicted model, not a curated record